Penicillium maclennaniae is the source of this 2013-nucleotide messenger RNA. Its product is annotated as SH3 domain-containing protein. Gene Ontology annotation, cellular component: cell tip; microtubule cytoskeleton. The coding region runs from base 1 to 2013 and encodes 670 amino acids. The record is from RefSeq and is a predicted model, not a curated record. Gene Ontology annotation, molecular function: protein binding. The transcript is spliced from 6 exons. Gene Ontology annotation, biological process: establishment or maintenance of actin cytoskeleton polarity. NCBI's taxonomy places the organism in Eukaryota, Fungi, Ascomycota, Eurotiomycetes, Eurotiales, Aspergillaceae.
AUGACGAGGCCUCAGAUCAUUCGCGCUGAUACCUUGGACCUUCAAAACCAUCAAUCCCCGUCAGCGCAAGACCAUUCGAAACAACCUGAACAUCCAGAACCCCUUGGGGGCGGCCGGUCUGCCCCCCAUCAGUCCUCCUCUAUUCGUCAUGCCGAGGAAGACAUGAAGUUGGAGAUCAAGAACGGUCCUGGGACCGACGGUGCCAUGGUGUACGAUGAUGACGACAUCGAGGCGGACGUGGCUGGAAAUGCCGACUACGAUCACGAUGAUAGUGACCUCGCGGAUGGUGAAAGUGACGAUCUCAUGGACGACGAUCUUAUGGACAAAAUAUCGAGUUCUCCGUCCAUUGACGAUGAGGACAUUGAUUUCGAAUUCGUCUACGCGCUCCACAAUUUCGUCGCAACUGUUGAUGGACAGGCAAAUGCCGCCAAGGGUGAUACUAUGGUGCUACUAGACGACAGCAACAGCUAUUGGUGGCUUGUUCGUGUAGUCAAGGAUGGAAGCAUCGGGUACCUGCCGGCAGAACACAUCGAAACGCCCACCGAGAGACUUGCCAGGUUGAACAAACACAGGAACGUUGAUCUAUCUGCAACGAUGUUAGGCGACAACUCGGAGAAGUCCAAGAAUCCUCUGAAGAAAGCCAUGCGUCGGCGAAACGCGAAGACUGUCAACUUCGCUCCACCAACUUACAUCGAAGCGUCCGAUGUUGAAUAUUCUACCGACGAAGAUGAUGAGCACGGUGAUUUCUUCAACGAUGACGAGACUGUGGAAUCGGAAGAUGAGGGCCAGGAGCAGAAUGAGGACAUCGUGGUGGAGCCUCUACGGCCCAAGGGACAAAAAGAGAAAACCUCAGAACAGCCCGAAGGCGCUGAGGCUGAAGACAGGCCUGCACCCGAGCAAUCAAUCACGGACCCUCACCGGUCGAGCGAGGAGUUCUUUGACCCCGAAGUGGAACCUGCCGUCAGUAGAUCCAGAAAUGGCACUGUGCGGAAUACCGAUUCUUUCUUCAAGGAUGACACUGCCGAGCCAAAGAAGAUUUCUUUGACUCCGAACCUGCUACGCGACGAGUCCAACAACAAUAGCAAUAAUAGUCUACUCAAUGAAUGGAAGGAUGGCCGCGGAAGCUUUGAAAGCAUCGAAAAAGCAACUUCUUCACAAGAGAAACUCACCAAGGAUGACAAGAAACGCAAGGACAAGAAACCCGGGAUGCUUAGUGGUCUCUUCAAGCGCGGCAAAAAGAGCAAGUCGACCGACGAAGACAUUGAUGAGCCCUUGUCCCCUGCUGAAUCUUCAUCCCGCAUAUCUCCAAAGACCUCCAUGGAGUCCACAAUGUCCCAGGACUCUAGGACUAAGCCGACGAGGCAGGCCAGUAACAAGUUGCAGAAGCAGCCCCCAGCGGCUAUGUCUCCUGUCUCUCCCACCUCUCCCGUCGAUCACACCCAGGACAUUGAGUCAGCUCUCGCAAGCCAGGCGGCUCCAUCAAUUCGACAGGUUACUACAACUCAGGAAGUGGAAACUUUCGAAGAAGAAGACUGUGGCGCGGUGGCCUCUCCUGCCGGCCAAUCAAGCCCCUCGAAAGCGAAGCGCAGUGGAGAGGACCUCACGGAUCCGAUCGCGCAGCGACUGGUCAGCAUUCAGUGGUAUCCCCACCCCAAAGAUUCACACCAACGAUGGGCACAAGCUACUAUGGCGGUGGAUCGGGGUCCCCCCGUUGAUGACUUCCCAGUCGAGGGCCAUAUCCCGAUUAGUGCCCCCGGCCUGACCCCCGAUACUACGCAGCGUGGCUACUCUGUCUCGCCGCCCUCCCCGCCGUCGUCCUCCGAGGCCGAUUCCCACGACCUUCAGGCCACCGACGCAACCCAGGGUUCACUUGACACACUUUCAGUGGACACCCCCACCUGGAGUGAUGCCAGUCUACGAUCAUACAUGGACGAAGAAAACGAUAUACGCGACCUUUUCAUCAUUGUCCACGACAAAUCUAAUAUUCCCCGGCCGGUCCCGAGCACCCUGUGA